CUAGGGCCUCAGGUCUCCUAGCAACAAGUUGUAGCGUACGAGGACGGCCGCGGAGUUGAUACUGUUAAGAAACUCGCAAUUUGUGCCCUGAAAAGCCAUAAUGGAGAUAUCAAUGCCUCCACCUCAGAUAUAUGUAGAAAAAACUCUGGCCAUUAUCAAACCAGAUAUUGUUGACAAAGAGGAGGAGAUACAAGAUAUUAUUCUCAGAUCCGGAUUCACCAUUGUUCAGAGAAGAAAACUACACCUCAGCCCUGAGCAAUGUAGUAACUUUUAUGUGGAACAGUAUGGAAAAAUGUUUUUCCCCAAUUUAACAGCUUACAUGAGUUCUGGACCACUUGUCGCCAUGAUAUUAGCUAGACAUAAAGCCAUCUCUUAUUGGUUAGAACUUUUGGGACCAAAUAAUAGCUUAGUAGCGAAGGAGACACAUCCAGACAGUCUAAGGGCAAUUUAUGGCACAGAUGACCUAAGGAAUGCACUUCAUGGGAGUAAUGACUUUGCUGCUGCGGAAAGAGAAAUACAUUUUAUGUUUCCUGAAGUGAUCGUUGAGCCCAUUCCAAUUGGACAAGCUGCUAAGGACUAUUUAAAUUUACAUAUAAUGCCAACUUUGCUUGAAGGACUCACAGAGCUUUGUAAGCAAAAACCAGCAGAUCCUUUGAUUUGGCUAGCUGAUUGGCUGCUGAAAAAUAAUCCUAACAAACCCAAACUUUGUCACCAUCCAAUUGUAGAAGAACCUUAUUAAAAAAAUCCUUGAAAGAACAAAUCAUGAACUAUCUUAUUGUAAAAGGCUGUAUUUCUAUUGUUUGAAAAAAUUAUUUCUAGGGUUUAAGUAACUACAAGUAAAAUAAAUUUAUUUCUUAAAAAUAA
Messenger RNA from Macaca mulatta (Rhesus monkey), 864 nucleotides. RefSeq names its product NME/NM23 family member 5 (gene NME5). The record is from RefSeq and is a predicted model, not a curated record. Gene Ontology annotation, molecular function: nucleoside diphosphate kinase activity. Lineage: Eukaryota; Metazoa; Chordata; Mammalia; Primates; Cercopithecidae. Gene Ontology annotation, biological process: GTP biosynthetic process; CTP biosynthetic process; spermatid differentiation. Gene Ontology annotation, cellular component: cilium.